CGCAGUCUCUGGUCAUCUCCUGUACUAUGUCCACAGUCUCUGGUCAUCUCCUGUACUAUGUCCGCAGUCUCUGGUCAUCUCCUGUACUAUGUCUGCAGUCUCUGAUUAUCUCUUGUACUAUGUCCGCAGUCUCUGGUCAUCUCCUGUACUGUGUCUGCAGUCUCUGAUCAUCUCCUGUACUAUGUCCACAGUCUCUGGUCAUCUCCUGUACUAUGUCCGCAUCUCUGGUCAUCUCCUGUACUAUGUCCACAGUCUCUGGUCAUCUCCUGUACUAUGUCCGCAGUCUCUGGUCAUCUCCUGUACUGUGUCUGCAGUCUCU
This is a messenger RNA of Staurois parvus, 319 nucleotides long. The record is from the annotation of a GenBank genome assembly. Lineage: Eukaryota; Metazoa; Chordata; Amphibia; Anura; Ranidae.